Molecule: messenger RNA, 3298 nt
Organism: Bolinopsis microptera
Lineage: Eukaryota; Metazoa; Ctenophora; Tentaculata; Lobata; Bolinopsidae
Product: hemocyanin AA6 chain-like
Exons: 2
Coding region: 74-2155 (693 amino acids)
Molecular function (GO): oxidoreductase activity
Source: RefSeq, a predicted model, not a curated record
GUUCGUUAACAAUUUGUGUUGGACAGUUUGGUCAGUAUUUUUCUGAUUUCACUAAAUUUUCAUAAUUUGCAGGAUGUCGAAGUGUGGCUGUUUCACACCAAGGCUACCGUCCCCAGAAGACAAGAACCUCAAUAUAAAAAUCCUAGGAGCAUUCCUUGCAGAUCCUAAUGGUGGUAAGUAUGACGACUCAUUACCAACUUUCGAAUACAUCCCCAGAUUUAGCCACUUUGAUCCAACCCACAUGAAGAAAGUGAGAAGAAUAGCUGUGGAUCUGUCCAAGAAACCUUGCAAAGAGAUGAUCAGAGUAUUGUCAUGCCUCAAGAACACUUACCCGAGCAGUGUCUAUAUCGACCACUUGGCAAGAGUUGCACUUCACAAACACCCUGACACUAAAUUUAUGUCAGUUCCUCCGCCCUACCAAACAGUUCCCAGUCUCUUCUUCGACCGGGAUCUGCGUCAUGGACGUCUAGAGGAGAUUCUUACACAUCAUGAUACUCUAAGAGUGGCAAAGCUAGAUCCAGAACAACUUCUCGCCUGGUGGAGAGAAGACCCUGGAUUUUCCAGUCAUCAUGGUAACUGGCAUCUUUAUUAUCCUUUUGACGAAUCUCCAGUGUUCGAGCGGCAGGGGGAGCUGUUUGCCUACAUGCACGUGCAGAUGUUGGCUAGAUUCGACUUUGAGAGGUUGGCAUUAGGGUUUUCUAGGGUGGAACCCUUUGGCCCUAGUUUUGGUUGGGACAAACCGAUGAAGUACGGGUACAAUCCCCGAUUAGUCGGAUUUUCUGCACGAGCUGGAGGUAUGAUGAUUCCACACUCUGCCUCAAACGGGGGUAGACGAGUAUUCUCGCUCGAUAUUGUGAGGCAAACACAUGAACUAUUGAAUGGCAUUGACAAAGGGUUCCUGAUAAACUCACAGGGAAGGAGGGUUCCAGUGACCAUGAACGCGUUAGGGUUGUGUCUCGAGGCGAACCUGACUCACUCUACAAACCACCAACUUUACGGGGACAUACACAAUAAUGGUCACGUUCUAAUCGCCUUUUGUGGUGAUCCUGACGGAGUAUGGGAUAUUGACAAGGGUGCCAUGAUGGAGUCUUUUACAGCUGCCCGAGAUCCGGUAUUCUACAGAUGGCACAAGUUCAUAGACAUCUUCUUUGAGAAUCACAGACGUUCGUUGAGGCAGUACACAGUGAACGAUUGGGAUGCACUGAAGAAUGUGGAAAUCAAAAGUUUCAAGACAAUCAUUGACGACAAGGAUGCGGUAAACCUGCCUGCUCAUUUAGAUCUAACCAACAACUUGUUCAAUUACAUGGGAAAAGAAACCAUCACAAUCUACGACCCUGAACCAAAAGAAAUCACUGAUCAGGGCAUCAAGAAGUCCAUACCGUUCAGUUUCAAACUAAAUGUUCGUAACAACGGUAGAAAGGAUGCCAAAGCGGUAUUUAGGGUCUUCAUGGUUCCAUAUACGAAGGAGCCCCACGAAGUAUGGAGGCUGCUGGCAGUGGAACUAGAUAGAUUUGUCGUGCCAUUAAAAGCUGGGGAAGACAGAGAAAUCGUCAGAUCAGAUAAAGACUCCUCUGUAAUCUUACCACCCGAACUAACAGUCGGACACAUCAUGCAAGGUAAAACUAGUAUUGGUUCCAAACCUCCGUGCGGAUGCGGCUGGCCUAGGAACCUUCUCAUCCCCAGAGGUCAGCCAACUGGUAUGAAAACAAAGAUCUACGUGUUGGCUAGCAACUGGGCGGAGGAUGGUGUGAAUCCCGAAGAGGGUCUGAUAGGCAGUAUUGCUUAUUGUGGAAAGUUGGGCGGACCCUACCCUGACAAAAGACCCAUGGGAUUCCCCUUUGAUCGUAAUACUACAUGGGGGGAAACCAAAGACAAAUCGGGAAGAGUAUACAUGCCCGAAUUUGACGAGGCAAUCAUUGACAAAGUGCCAAAUGCUGCUAUGGCUGAGGUCACGGUUACAUACUUAACCAAACACAUGAUAGAGGCGGAGGAGGCGGCGGAAAAAGUAAAGAACAAGGAAUUCUUCCAAAAGUCUACCCCUGUGCAUUUCUCAAAGGAUAACUUUUCUAAUUCUGAAGGAUCAUCAAGUGACAGUGAUGACGAUACAGGAAAAAUAAGGAGAAGCCUCUCAUCUUUAAAGUUCUUCUACGGCUAAACUUUACUUAGCGAGCUCUUGAUUAUUCCUAAACACUAAAUUUAUUUUUGCCCUAGUUAAGAUUUCGUGGACACAAUUGAGUGAAAUAGACUGAGAAAACACUGAAAUGCAAUGUUGGAGAUCAUCGGAUGGGACAAUCUCGAAUGAAAAACUGAAUAGAUCACGAUAAAAAUCUUCCUCAAGAAGAUAGUGAUCAUUUUCAUUCGAAAUGAAUUUCUCAGUAUUAAAGAGUGUAUAUAGAUAUAAAUUAUACCUGUUAGAUUUUUUACUUUUUAAAGCAUUUUAGCAUGUUUUAAAUUUAAUUAGCAUGUUUUAAAUUUAAUUAGCAUGUUUUAAAUUUAAUUAGCAUUUUUUAAAAUUUAAAUGGAUAACAUAGGCCCGAACUUACAGUCAUUAUCAAGCACUCAGUGCCUUCUCAUAUGUCCCUGUGCUCACUACACUUAAUUUCUUUGGACAUGACUUGUGAAGAAUGGUGACUGCUCGGGUUUGUUAUUAUUCACUUGACGAGACUUUUUUUUUAAUGAAUGAGGAGUAAAAACCGAUGAAAUUGAUUUUAAAUCAAAAUUUUAAAAUUGUGAUUCUUAUCUGAUUUAUUGUUAUCCCGAGCCUAAUCUGAACCAGGUUAGGCCAACUUAAUUUAAAUACGAUUUUACAAAUUUUCGACCACCGACAGUGACCCUGACAUUCUGUGAUGACGGAGAUUUAAUAAUAUAUUUGUAUCGUGAAUCAUGAUCAAUCGAGUAAUUACGAAUUUUCUCAGAAUGAUAGAUGGAUUUUUCAUUCGAAUUGUUCUAAUAAUACUCCAGAUUCAGUGAGACGCUUUUGGUAAUAAUAAGCGCUCAGAUUGUGUGGAUAGCCUUCGAAUUUUUUACACUUAAUAAUAAUAUAUUGUUUCCGGUUCGUUAGAUAGUCUAAAAGUAUUCUGUGAAAACUUCUGUUGGUUCCAUAUUUGAGAAGUUGUUUCCAAUAAUACAUGACUUACAGUUUCAAAGGCACGAGAGAAUUUCAUAAAAAUUCUUGAAGUAUGUCUUUUCUAGCGUUUAUCAGAACACAACAUGAUGUUUGUGAUGGGUUUUGAUUUUUGAAUAAUUGUUAAUUAGUAUAAUAAUAAUAAUUGAAUAUUUUUCCUCUUCUACAUUUUUA